Messenger RNA from Exophiala mesophila, 676 nucleotides. RefSeq lists its product as uncharacterized. Lineage: Eukaryota; Fungi; Ascomycota; Eurotiomycetes; Chaetothyriales; Herpotrichiellaceae. The transcript is spliced from 2 exons. The record is from RefSeq and is a predicted model, not a curated record. The coding region runs from base 149 to 676 and encodes 175 amino acids.
CCUCGUUUCAUCACUUGAACUCACUCUUCUUCUUUUUCUUCUUCCUCAACCUGACAAACACAGACGAUAACUCUUCUCUUUGACCCUUCUCCCAAUCAUUCUCAAGCGUCACCCAACAUAGCCACGUCAAGAUUGUCCCUGCUCCAACAUGUCAUCAAAUAUCCCAGAGGAAGAGUUGUUGUUUUUUCCAGAAGAGCCACAGCGCUCUGGAUACGAAGGCACUCCACCUCCUCCAACCCCAGGUCAUCUACCGUGGGACGUGGUCAGGGACUCAAUCGCAGCAGAACUUGAACGACAGACGAAUGUCCUGGACUUGAUUCCAGCAGACGUUCGCGAGUACAUCACCAGCGCCCACGAUGCCAUCUCACAGCACUCAAACUCAAACUCCAACCCCAAUGUCAAAUACGCCUUGACAUUGUCCAAACCGAUCAACAACCCUGAUUCUGUUGUUGAGGGGGAAUACACCAAUGUUAUCGCGGCCAAUCUUGGUGUUCUGAACCACAUUCGUCGACAUUAUUUCAAGGUCUUGCAACGAAUCCAGGAUCAAUGGAUCCAGAGUGGCAAUUUGCAAGGAGCAGCGAAUGAAGUCGUCUACUUCAUCGACAACAACGGCUGCUUGUGUAUGGCAGUCCACGGUGAUAGCCUUCUCUACAAGGUCAUUACGGUCGAAGAGUGA